AUGCUUUUGUUCAAACGGUUCUUUACCACGCUUAAAAAAUAUGCCCCUGCGGACCAGUUAGAAAGUAUUCACAGGCUUUCUUUAUCCGUCAAUGGAACUUCUAGCACUAUUGAAAAGCAUGCUUUACUUGCUCAAUUCCCCGCUUGUCAUUCCACUCUAAAGCGCAUAUACGACCCUCACACGCGCCUCUUUAUCACUUCCAAAUCAGCUAAAGCCUACCUUACGAAACAAACCAACAUGGAACCCACUACAUUUCAUCACCUGGACGAUUUACUCGAUGCGCUUUCUUCCCGCCACAUCACGGGAAAAGCUGCCUCUCAAGCCGUUGCUUCUUUCUAUACGACCUACUGUCACUCGGAAGCUCAUCAAAACAUCUUUUGGCGCAUCAUUGACCGCAAUUUAAAAAUGGGAGUGUCUGUACAAACCGUGGAUCAUACCAUUUUACGCGAUCCGACAAAGAUGGACGUAUCGCGCAUCAGUGUGGCUCUGGCCACGUCGUAUACGCCCAACAAAUUGACAGACGUGGACGGUUGGUAUGUUUCACAAAAGCUGGACGGUGUGCGGUGUAUCGCCAUGAUUCGAUCGACAGGCGACAUUCAAUUUUAUUCAAGGACAGGUAGACUAUUCACCUCGCUACAGAAAGUCAGAGCUGUCUUGGAACACCAGUUAAAAAAGGGGGUUGCCGACGGCGAAGAGUUUGUGCUGGACGGAGAAAUUUGUGCUUAUGCUGAUGAUGGAGAUCCCUCGCAAGAGGAUUUUGUAAAGGCAUCAUCACAGGUACGUCGUACCAAUGAAGAGAUGGAAAAUCCGGUCUUUCAGGUAUUUGAUAGAAUUAGGUUGCAAGACUUCAUUGAAAAAAGCGGAGAUCAAACGCUACUGCAGAGACAAGAGGCACUACAAAAGUUUGUGGGGAAAGACCCGCUAGAUCAUAUCAAGGUGGUGAAGCAAGCAAAAUUAAAUAGUCUGGAGGAAUUUGAACAUAUCAAGGCACAAGCGGUUGAAAAAGGAUGGGAAGGUUUGAUGUUACGAAAAGAUGUUCCAUAUGAAGGAAAACGAACUCGAAAUAUGUUAAAGGUGAAGCAAUGGGAAGAUGGUGAGUAUAUUGUCAAAAGCACAGAGAUGGGCUUGAUGAGGAUGCCCGACACGGGUGAAGACAAGUAUGUCACCACAAACGUCAUUAUCGAGCAUAAGGGUUAUCCCGUCAGUGUCGGAUCCGGAUUCACUUUGCAGAACAGAAUUGAUUACGCCAAAGAUCCUAGCUUAAUCAUUGGAAAACCCAUUACUGUGCGCUACUUUUCAGAAUCCAAAAAGGACAAUGGUGCAAUAUCUCUUCGAUUUCCUUCCGUAAAGGCUGUCUAUGGGGAAGGUAAAAGAGACAUCUAG
Molecule: messenger RNA, 1383 nt
Organism: Mucor mucedo
Lineage: Eukaryota; Fungi; Mucoromycota; Mucoromycetes; Mucorales; Mucoraceae
Exons: 2
Coding region: 1-1383 (460 amino acids)
Biological process (GO): DNA repair; DNA recombination
Molecular function (GO): ATP binding; DNA ligase (ATP) activity
Source: RefSeq, a predicted model, not a curated record